Alosa sapidissima (American shad) is the source of this 2759-nucleotide messenger RNA. RefSeq lists its product as uncharacterized. The transcript has 21 exons. The record is from RefSeq and is a predicted model, not a curated record. NCBI's taxonomy places the organism in Eukaryota, Metazoa, Chordata, Actinopteri, Clupeiformes, Clupeidae. Bases 147 to 2120 code for a protein of 657 amino acids.
AGUAGCCGCGUACAGGAAGAGGGGACUCUCCACGCACGCUCCACGAGGAAGAGUGACGCUCUCCCAGCACGGACCUGUUGCCGCUUCCGGGCAGAGUUGGCGCAGAAGUUUGAAACUGAGUCGGUGUUCGUGUGAAAGCAUCGCGAAUGGACAGCGUCAUCAUUCUCAGCAGCAGCGAAGACGAGUCGGACACCGAGCCCUCCGUGUUGGUCGUGGAAGAGGAGGCGCCGCCAGUGGUCCAAAAGGAAGGAGCAGUUGAAGUGGUGGAUGAUGACCUGGCGAUCACCUACGCCCAGAAAGGGGCGGUGCUUCCCCACGCUCGAUCCGAUUGCUCCGCCCAUCCUUUCAGGGAGACGUCAGGUCACGAGCUGGGGAACGAGUCUUACUGUGAACAGUGCUUCUGUUAUGUGUGUGAUACACUGGCGUCUGAGUGCCAGAUAUGGAGCACACACUGUGAUGCGCAUCCCCGCUGCAGUGUGUGGAGAGCCCAGAGGGAAAUGAGGGCACUCGGGAUUCUCCACAAGCUGGGGUUCACCAUGGAGGACAUGGACCAGGACAUACGCACAGCAGAGCGUCUUCUCCAGAUUUUCUCUCGGACCUUGGCAAAGCACCUUGUGGUUUUCCAGCAAUCAGGACACAGUUCCAGGUCUAUGUUUGAGUGUGUGUGUGCAUUCCUGUCCAAGGCGGAACAAGAGACGGUGAAGACUGGAGCGGUCAUGAUGCUAGGAGCUGCCCACCUCCUCACACACACACAACCUCACAGUGAAGGCUCACAGGAGUUUUUCGUUGACCCCAAAGACAACGUCUCUGAAGCACUUUGCCUGCUGUUACACAGAGUGUUCAGUUGGCUACUGCAGGUGUGUGUGGACAUCACGUUGUCCUCCUCAGUUGUCCAGAAGCUUCAGCGAUCCUGUGCACUCCUCAACGUUCCCACCAACUGUAAAACUGCCUGGCUGAGCGUGCAGGCGGUGCGUUGCUGGGACGACGGGUUGCUGGUAGCCGUGCUGAAGGGUCAGAACAUCAGUGGCCGCACGAAGAGGACCAGGAGUUCCGUCAGCAGUCUCCAGGAGACGGGCGCCGUGGUAACCGAACGCGUCCGCCAGCUACUCCAGCAGGACAGGUACAGGGAAGUUGCACGUUACUUGAAAGUGGUGCAGAGUGACAAGACAUCAAUGAUUCAGGAGCUGAGAGAUCUGGUCCCUCUCUACCUCUGUCAGGCAGGUGAUUUCCAGGCAGCAAUUGAGGCCUUAUUUAGUCCGAUAGGCCACACCCCCUCCUACCCUGCUGCUAGACUGACUCCGCCCCAACUCCACACUUACCUCAGAGUCUUCACCACAGGUCAGGCCCCAAGACCACACCCGUCAUCCUGGCAUCAUCCAAUGGCAGCCUCCCGCUGGGAGCCAAUCAAAGGUGUGUGUGUGUUGAAGGCUUCUCAGGUGGUCAAAUUUGCACUGAGAGUUCUACAUUGUAAUACGUCAACCUUCAAUGACGUGUUGACAUGGGAGAAUCUUCUGAUGUUUGUGAGUUCCCAACCAAGACCUGAUGGAAGAGUCGAACUCACAGAAUACCUGCAGCCAGAUGACCAAUACCUCAUGAGGGCUCAUGAGAUCAUCACCUCCAUCUUGACGGACUUGGGAACCUCUCACCUCCAGAUUCCCAAGAGCUUCAUAGGAGUCUACCCCAGACAGGCUCUUCUCCUAUUGGUGACGGAGGCUUUAGCUCAACGCAUCAGCAAAGCAGGGCUAAGCCCCGCCCUCAAUGUUCUCCUCAAGUAUAAGGUGAACGUGUGGGCUCUCCAGUGGUUGUAUCAGCGUCUGUCGUCUGAUGCUCCGUCUCUUCGGUUUCUGUUCUCUGCCACUCUAGAGGAGCUGCUGCAGCCCCACCCUCAGAAACUGAGUGCAGAUGAGAAUGUCUUCAUCUCUGACUUCCUGUGUCUGUUCUUCCUGGAUGGAGCAUGUCAGAUUCCACUGAACACCAAUUUGCUUUUGGCCAAUUGGAACGAGUCUUCUUUUCCCUGGCAGUAUACUCUCAGGCAAACACUUGAGCAUUGGAGAGCUGAUUUAAGUCCUGACAAGUACAACAUACUGCAGAGGAUGAAAGCAGCUUGGGCUACCUAUUAAAACACUCACACACACAUGCACACACACACACACACACACACAACACACACACACACACACACACACACAUGCACACACACACACACACACCUGCUUCCUAUACCUAUACUUUCCAGUUCCCAUUUCAUUGUUAGGAUGUUUAAAUUUCAAUAAUGAAAACAGGAUUGUUUAUGUUGUACAAAGAGUUAAAUUGUUUAAAGUAUAUAUAUCCAUCCUGUACAUUUUAUUUAGUAGAUGUUGUUAACGCUGUGAUUGUUUAAGUAUAUAUCCUGUACAUUUUAUUUAGUGAAUGUUGAUAACUCUCUGUUGGAAUAAAAUUAUUUGUGCAAUAUCCAUGUGCCCUUAUGAGUUUUACCUCAAUUACAUUUAACCCUGACACACACAUAUAUACACACACACACACACACACACUCAAACUCAUACACACACAAACACACACAGAUACACACACUUGACGUGGGUGGGCGUGGUUUAUCAUGCAAAUAUUUUAUUUUUGUAACCUAAUAUCAUGGGAAUGCAAUGACUAUUGUACCUGGCUAAGCAAAUAGCAAGACGAUGUUGUGGACUAUUGUACCUUGCAAAUAGCAAGACGAACGCUUGAAUUUCCCCUUGGGGAUCAAUAAAGUAUUUAUCUAUCAA